Molecule: messenger RNA, 4683 nt
Organism: Camelus dromedarius (Arabian camel)
Lineage: Eukaryota; Metazoa; Chordata; Mammalia; Artiodactyla; Camelidae
Gene: WASF3
Product: WASP family member 3
Exons: 10
Coding region: 218-1723 (501 amino acids)
Biological process (GO): positive regulation of Arp2/3 complex-mediated actin nucleation; actin cytoskeleton organization
Cellular component (GO): cytoskeleton; SCAR complex; lamellipodium
Molecular function (GO): protein kinase A regulatory subunit binding; Arp2/3 complex binding; actin binding
Source: RefSeq, a predicted model, not a curated record
CGCUGCGUGCGGGGCGGUGCGGGGCGGGGGUGCCGGGCGGCCGCGGCGCGGUGGGACCAUGGAGCUCGGAGCGCGGCGCCGGCGCCGGCGGCGGAACCGCGGACCGUUUUAAUUUUGAUUGCCGUUACCACCGAUACCUGAGCCAAAGUGGUGAUGCCACCUGAGGGACGUUUCUGCAGCCCAUAAGUCAGCAGCCACGCGGUAAGAACCGCGAGCCAUGCCUCUGGUGAAGAGGAACAUCGAGCCCCGGCACCUGUGCCGUGGAGCCCUGCCCGAGGGCAUCACCAGUGAACUUGAGUGUGUCACCAACAGCACCCUGGCCGCCAUCAUCCGCCAGCUGAGCAGCCUGAGCAAACAUGCGGAAGACAUAUUCGGCGAGCUGUUUAAUGAGGCCAACAACUUCUACAUCAGAGCAAAUUCUCUGCAAGACAGGAUCGAUCGCCUUGCCGUCAAAGUCACCCAGCUGGAUUCAACAGUGGAAGAGGUGUCACUACAGGACAUCAACAUGAAAAAAGCUUUCAAAAGUUCCACAGUCCAAGACCAGCAGGUGGUUUCAAAGAACAGCAUUCCAAACCCUGUUGCCGACAUUUACAACCAGAGCGAUAAACCUCCUCCUCUGAAUAUCCUGACACCUUACAGAGAUGAUAAAAAGGACGGACUGAAGUUCUAUACUGACCCUUCCUAUUUCUUUGACCUCUGGAAAGAAAAAAUGCUACAGGACACAGAAGAUAAAAGGAAAGAGAAAAGACGUCAGAAAGAGCAAAAGCGUAUAGAUGGCACCACCCGAGAGGUGAAAAAGGUUAGAAAAGCCAGAAACAGGCGCCAGGAGUGGAAUAUGAUGGCGUAUGACAAAGAGCUUAGACCCGACACCAGGUUGUCCCAGAGCACACACCACGGAGCGUCUUCCGAGGGAUCCUUGUCCCCAGACACUAGAUCCCACGCCUCGGAUGUCACCGAUUACUCGUAUCCGGCGACCCCCAACCAUUCUCUGCACCCGCAGCCCGUGACCCCUUCCUACGGAGCUGGUGAUGCGCCAGCACACGGGCCAGCAAACCAGGCCGCCGAGCACGAGUACCGGCCACCGUCGGCCUCGGCCAGGCACGUGGCCCUGAACAGGCCCCAGCAGCCGCCGCCGCCCCCGCCGCAGGCCGCCGAGGGCUCGCAGGCCUCCGCGCCCCUGGCUCCCGCGGACUACGGGAUGCUCCCGGCACAGAUCAUUGAGUAUUACAACCCCUCCGGACCGCCGCCGCCGCCGCCCCCGCCCAUGAUCCCUUCCGCACAGACUGCUUUCGUCAGUCCCCUCCAGGUCCCCAUGCAGCCCCCCUUCCCAGCAUCCGCGGGCUCCUCCUAUGCAGGUCCUCCUCACCCUCCCUCUGGCGGGCUCGUUGUCACAGCCCCGCCGCCCCCGGGCCCCCCGCCGCCCCCGCCGGGCCCUCCGGGUGCAGGCUCUUCGCUCUCCUCCUCCCCCAUGCACGGCCCCCCGGGAGCCGAGGCCAAGAGACAGGACGCUGCACAGCCGCCCAUCAGCGACGCCCGGAGCGACCUUCUUGCUGCUAUUCGGAUGGGAAUUCAGCUGAAGAAGGUGCAGGAGCAGCGGGAGCAGGAGGCCAAGCGCGAGCCGGUGGGCAACGACGUGGCCACCAUCCUGUCCAGGCGCAUCGCUGUCGAGUACAGCGACUCGGACGACGACUCGGAGUUUGACGACAACGACUGGUCCGACUGAGGGGGCCGGGCCGGGCGCGGGCGGCGUGUUGAGGAUGCAGGUGGUCGCAGCACCCGCGUCGUGGUGUUAAAAUCCUGUAGCUUAGCGGCUUUUGUACCGAUGAUGUGAUAUUGCUUUUGCACAUCCGAGAAUUCUGGGUUUUUUCAGUAUUUACUGUGUAAUACUUAAGUGCCACUAAACAUAGCAAAUCGUGCUGCACAUGAGGAAACACGCUGUAACUGUUGCAUUGUCCUGACAACAGCCUUUGCAUCCUUUCUCUUGGCCGUGAAAGUGUUUCGUGCGGGUUGGGUUCACUCCCCUCGGUCACCCUAAUUCUGCAGGCUUGCUGUGUGUCCUUGAAGCUGCCUGGUGUCAGGUCUCUGCAAGAUUAAUGGCUGCGUCAGAGUGAUGUCUUCCGGUCAGUGAGGUUGUUUCAACUUUUUUUUUUUAAGUGCAUUUCAGAAGGAGAGUUUGGUUCUAGAGAGAAAGGUUUGACAAGCAGGAGAGUCCUAUCUUUCUGCUUCCGUUUCUUGGCCUGGUAAGCUCUGUGAAUUUGAGCCUUCUGUUGAAGAAUUGCACUCCCUUUGCUCGCUCUUGAGAACCGUGGGCUCGGAAGGGCGCUCUCCAGGCAGGAGCCCCUGCGGGCGCUCAGGCGGUCAGUGCUCGUUGACCAUUUCUGUACGAGGUUUCAGCCGCACAGCAGUCACGAAGUGGGGAGCCGUCCUUUAUCCUCCAGGGGCCGUUGGGGUGACCCUCAGGACACUCGGCAGCUGGGGGUCCAGCCUACACAGGCCCGGGUGGUCUGGAGCUGGGUGCAGAGACCCGCACAACCUCUUUCGCGGAGCCGCAUCCCGGGGAAGCCAGCGGAGGCCUUGGUGCCGCAGAGAUGGCUUCUGAUGGCACCUCGCUCCACUCGGCCUAAAUCCCGAAAGCUUCUGUUGAGGUGGGAAUGGAUUUGGACAGCUUUUCGCCUUUCCUGGUGCUGUGGCCAACUAGGGCCCCAGCCUUCACUCUGUCCUAGAAGCACACAGGGUGGUGGGCACAUGAGACUCGACCGGGUCCCUCAGGUCAGAGGAGACCCUUAGGUGUAGUGCCACCUCCCUCCCCUCUUCCCCGAUGUGCUCACCCGGGACCCUGGGCGGGUUUCUGGCCAAGGCUGACCCCUGGCAAACUCAGGAGUCAGAGCUUAGAUUCUGUCAUUCUGGAGGAAAGGUAACUGCUUCUUUGGAAGAAGUAAAUGCCCCAGGCUUUGAUGUUAGAUCUGGCUUCACAGAUGCUCGAGGGCACCUGACUCCCUGAGGACGUCUCUGGGCCACAUGUCAGACGGACCAUGCCUCUUGGUGACUGUCAGUUGUGGGCAGAAAUCUGAAGCCAAAACAGAGCAGUUUGGGAGGAUGGUUGGGAUGGAAAUGGAGCCUGAUGGAUGGGUUUUGUCAAUGAGUUCUCCCAUGGGGGUCGCUGGCCCCCGGUCACGUCUGUGUCCCCGAGGGACGUUUAUGGCCUGUAGGAGGUGUGGUCCUUGUACAGAGCCUUCAGAACAGGCUUCUCGUCACUGGGUUUGGAUCUCUGAAAAGCCUCAGGUCCUGCGCCCUUUCCAAGUGCUCACGCCAAGGUAUCUGAGUCUUUUCAGCUCAAACCUGCUGUUCUGGCACACGCUUCUUGAGUUUCUGUUUCUUGGAGCUAGGCGCCGUAAUUUUAUUGACUGUACGUAGUAGUUAUCAAUGACUUUUUAGUUUCUUUAAUUUCUCUAUCCCUUUUUUUUUCAACGUGAAGGCCAACUGUGUUGGCAUUUUUCUUGGGACUUUUACCAGUUUGAGGCAUAUUUUGUCUUACAGUAUUUUGUCUUUAGUGUCUCUUUCGGAUUAAGAAUUACCCAUAUAAUUCUAGAACUUAUAUUUGAUAAUGCUGCUUUGGUUUUUUUUUUUGGUUUUUUUUUUUUUUUGGCCCUUCUGUUCUCAGGUUGGAGAGACCACGUAAAGCUAUUAUCCAUGUCAGGAUUUCUUCUACUUAUAUCUUACUACAAUAAAAUAGUGGCACUUUACUCAUAAAUAUUCAUGAGCCUGUUAAUUACUGGUUGUCUUCCUGUAGUUUAAUCAACAAGUUGUUUUCAACUUGGUUUUCUGACUAGUGAGAAAGCUUUUGCCCUGAUGUAUUAGGCAGCCUUUAAAAGAAUGGAAAAGGACUAAAAUCCAGCUUAGACUAUUUUUUGCAGUAUUUUUCUCAACACAUUUGAUUUAUUCUAAAAAUGAAAUCCAGACUUUUUCUAAUAUGAUAUUACAGGAAAAGGAAAAAGUGACUAUUUUGAAUUGCCAGUUUUCAUUUUCAGAAAGUAUUUACAAACCAAAUGGAGAUAGACGUUUAAAUGCAUACUUCAUGACUAUGAAUUUUACAUUUUAAAGUAGUUACAUGUUGUAAAGUCAUUUUAAAUUGUCCCAGUCCCCCGCCCCCAUCCCGUGCGUAUUUAGUUUUAAUUUCUGACAAGCUUUUUCUUCAUGUCAUAGGUCAGGCAGAGGGGCUGAGGUUCCUCAGGACCGCACAUUAACCGCACACACACGACGUGAUUGAUUUCCCGUUGUUAGCGCCAAACUGUAAGAUUUGGUCACUUAGGUUUUUCUUCGGUAAAAGUACACUGUUGGAGAAUUAGCGUCUUCAUUUCAGUAAAUUUUUAGAGUAUCAAAAGCUUUUCUGAGCACCAAGUGGCUAGGUUGUGAACGUUUUGUAAUAAUUUGCAGCUGAAAUACACAAUCCAUUUUAAUUCAUUGAAGACUCGUGGGAAUGUAUCAUCCAGGUAGCAAGUAAUUUUUGUUUUCCAAAGCGGAGUCUCUGUCUGUCAUCCUGCAGUAUUACCAAUGCUGUUGUAAAUUGAAUUUAAAGUGGUAUUAAAACAAAAACCUCCUGGUAAACAAUUUUUAUCUGUUUGUAUAUCUUACUAUAGAUUAUGUACAAGUAACAUCUAAAUAAAAUUACACUUUUAACCCUAA